Messenger RNA from Globicephala melas (long-finned pilot whale), 5006 nucleotides. The record is from RefSeq and is a predicted model, not a curated record. Lineage: Eukaryota; Metazoa; Chordata; Mammalia; Artiodactyla; Delphinidae.
CACACACACACACACACACACACACACACCCUGUUCAGAAGGUGUUAGGUGUCUUACUUCUCAUCCACCAGGGCCCAUUGUCUCCUGGUAUUGUAGCCUCUUGGUGCCCGAGGCUGGUGAGUUGGAGGACAACUGAAAGAUGAGAAGCAGGGGUAGUGGGUUCCCCUUCCUCUGUGAUUCAGGUCCUUUGGGGCAUUUUUGCAAAGGCUGGUCCUCUGAAUCCCGGUUUCCUCUUCCCAGGCCAGUUGUAAAUUGGGGUGGGGGUGUCUGCAGCUGUGAGGCCAGAUGCUGCUGCUCCUACUGGGUUUUCCCUUUGGGAAAAAUGUUUUCUUAUUUAUAGUAUUGUGCUUCCGGGGAAAGCGGUCACUUGUGUGUAUAUGUGUGUGCAUGCACACACAUGCAUGUACACAUUGUGUGUAUGUGGAAAUCUGCUGGGCAAGUCAAAACCAUAGAAGAGUUGCCUCUUAUCUCUCAAAUCUUCCAGAGAUGUCACUUGUCACAGCCUUUGUGUUAGCCCUCAUCAACCCCCACUUCUAUUCUACCACUACUGGAGAGUCUGCUGGUGAUUCUCUGUGUCUGUUGCUGACUUUUAUUCUACCCCCGUCUCUGUCUUGCAGCCCCCAAUCAUAUUUCCAUCUGGAUGCAUCAUUUUUCCUCCCAGUGUGCUCUAGAGAAGGAGUUAGGAUGCUGUCUUCCCAUGAAUAGUACUCAGUAACAAACCAAUUGCAUUUUAGUUGGGCAAUGCCCCUACCCACCCUCAGACCCCUUCCAGCUAAAAUGUUCCGUCCUCCCACCAUGUGUUUCUCAGUUUCCCUUUUUGUUUGUUGGAUUGUUCCCAUGUCCCUCCUCCUCACCUUACCACCCUUGGAUCGUAAUGUAAAAUUCUUUUACCAUGUCAAGAAAUUAUUAAAAAUACAGGUACUUUGGCCUCUUUCUAAAGCUGCAGACCCUGAUGCGAUGCUCUGGUGUCCAGGAACAUACCCACACUUACGUGUGCGCACAUUGGGAUACCCACCUCCUCAUAUACCUCCAGCCACCCUAUCGGGUGUCUUUAUACCAACUGAGCUGCCUCUUUUCUCUGGAAUAAUGGAAAGGCUGAGGCUUCUGCCUACCAAGAGGCAAGGGUGGGUCCUUCAUUUGUCUUCAGUCUGAAUUAAAUGAAAGUUAGCUCUUUCCAAAGCUAAGCUGCCUUCUACCCUCGCAAAAUCCCAGCUCCUUCCUUCCUUCCCUCCCCAGUGAUACCCAUGAACUGCCAGUAGAGGCCGCUCUAGUUCCGUGUGUGGGGAAUCACCUGGUUCAAGGCACACCCGACCCCGUCAUUUUCUUUGCUCUAUACUAAAAGUUCCUUCUGAAUAAUGUCUUAAGUUUCUUGCGGAGAUGCCAGGGACCCCUGGUUUUUGGUUUUCAAAUGAAUUGGAGGGCUAUCUAGGACCUUAGCUCCCUCUGAAAUAAAGUUUCCUUAACUUCCACCUUGCAGAGGAGCAUUUUGGUAUCCAAUGAUCUGGUAUCUGUUGUCUCUGCAGAAAGGGAUUUAAGGUCUUGAACAAUGGAGGAACAUCUGCCCUAUUCUGUUUCAGAGAUCCUUACCAGUAGCUGACAAUUUUUGAAUGCCUGCCCGUGCCAGGCUGUUAAGCACUUUACGCGCCUGAUCUCAUUUACUCUCCGUGAAUCUCUGGGGUAGUUUUAUCCCUUCUUUAUAGGUGAGGACACUGAGACUUACGAUAAGUAACUCCCCUCAGGUCACACAGCUUAGGGACCUGCGAUUGGUGUACAAAUCUGACUGCUGCGCCCAGGCCUUCACCACUCCUUUCUCACCGACUAGACGGAAGAGGCCUGAGACUACAGAUCAAGGGCUUGGUCUUAGGCAUGUGGCAGAACACAGUGCUUACUGCUGAGCUGGGCAGUGGAUCCUGGAAAUACUGGAGGGGAGUGCCUGCCAGGAGGUAGGAAAGUGGACAGUUAGAGUGGCUGCAUGUAGUACAUGGGACUUGAUUGGGCGUCUGAGAUUUGCAUACUUCUCAGACCCAUUCUGGGUGGAAGGUAGAGUCUAGUGUAUAUACAAAUGCCCUCUAAUCUGGUCUAAAUGAUGGAGAUCGGUAGUGGGUACUGACCGUGCUGCUGGGAGGAGUUCGGGGAUGGGGAGAGGCUAUGCACGUGGAAGUAGUACCUUGAGCCAAACCACAGAACAGAAAAUUGGAGCAGAAUUAUAUAAAUCAAGGUCAGAAAUUUCCCGUCCAACCCACAGGGUGGAGUUUUCACUAUUCCUAUCCAUCCUACUGAAUAUAAACCCUGAUUUGAUGUCAGUAAGCAGAAGGAGCAGCUCGCGGGACUCUCAUUUCAGCUCUCGGCAGUCACCAUGAAUCUCAAGGUAGUCCUCGUGUUCCUGGCACUGUCCCUCAUUACUGUCUUUGCCCUGGCCUAUGUCUUGCUGACCAGCCAACGUAGCUCCAGCCAGCCUCCCCACUGCCCCUCUGUAUCCUACAGUGCCCAGCCCUGGACACACCCUGGCCAGAGCCAGCUGUUUGCAGACCUGAGCCGAGAAGAGCUGACGGCUGUGAUGAGCUUUCUGACCCAGAAGCUAGGGCCAGGCCUGGUGGAUGCAGCUCAGGCCCAACCCUCAGACAACUGCGUCUUCUCGGUAGAGCUGGAGCUGCCCCCCAAGGCUGCAGCCCUGGCCCACCUGGACAGGGGGAGCCCCCCGCCUGCCCGGGAAGCACUGGCCAUCGUUUUCUUUGGUGGACAACCCCAGCCCAAUGUGACUGAGCUGCUGGUGGGGCCGCUGCCGCACCCCUCCUACCUGCGGGACGUGACUGUGGAGCGUCACGGGGGCCCCCUGCCCUAUCACCGGCGCCCCGUGCUGGGAACUGAGUCUGCCCAGAUGUGGAAGCAUUUGAAAGAGGUGGAGCUCCCCAAGGCACCAGUCUUUCUGGCUUCUGUCUUCAACUACAAUGGUUCCACUUUGGCAGCUCUGCACGCCACCCCUCGUGGCUUGCGCUCAGGGGACCGUGCUACCUGGAUAGCCCUCUACCAUAACAUCUCAGGUGUUGGGAUUUUCCUUCACCCUGUGGGGCUCGAGCUACUGCUGGACCACAGGGCCUUGGACCCUGCCCGCUGGGCUGUCCAGCAGGUCUUCUACCUUGGGCACUACUAUGCAGACUUGGGUCAGCUGGAAUGGGAGUUUAAGGCUGGCCGGCUGGAAGUGGUUAGAGUUCCUCUACCCCUGCCAGAUGGGGCCUCAUCGCUGCGAUCGCGGGUCUCCCCAGGUCCUCUUCCCCCUCUUCAGUUCUCACCUCAGGGCUCCCGGUACAGUGUGCAAGGGAACCUAGUGGCGUCCUCCCUUUGGACGUUUACCUUUGGCCAUGGGGUGUUCAGUGGCAUGAGGAUUUUUGAUGUUCGGUUCAAGGGUGAGCGAGUGGCCUAUGAAGUCAGUGUCCAGGAGUGUGUUUCUAUCUAUGGUGCCGAUUCACCCAAGACAAUGAUGACCCGAUACCUGGAUAGCAGCUAUGGACUUGGCCAUCACAGCCGGGGCUUGGUGCGGGGAGUGGACUGCCCCUAUCAGUCUACCAUGGUGGACAUCCACGUAUUAGUGGGCAAAGGGGCAGUCCAGCUGCUCCCGGGGGCUGUGUGUGUGUUUGAGGAGGCCCAGGGACUACCCCUCCGCAGGCACCACGGUCACCUUCAGAGUCAUUUCUAUGGUGGUUUGGCUGGCUCGGCCCUUGUAGUCAGGUCUGUGUCCUCUGUAGGCAACUAUGACUACAUUUGGGACUUUGUAUUGCACCCAAAUGGGGCGCUUGAAGGGCGGGUCCAUGCCACGGGCUACAUCAACACAGCUUUCCUGAGCGGGGGCGAGGAGAGCCUCCUCUUUGGGAACCGCGUUGGGGAGAGAGUGCUGGGGGCGGUGCACACGCAUGCCUUCCACUUCAAGCUGGACCUGGAUGUGGCAGGGCUGAAAAACUGGGUGGUAGCUGAAGACGUGGUGUUUAAACCUGUGGCAGCCCCUUGGAGUCCGGAGCACCAACUGCAGCGCCCACAGCUGACUCGGCAGGUCCUGGGAAGGGAGGACCUGACAGCUUUUUUCUUGGGGGACCCCCUUCCCCGCUACCUUUACUUGGCUAGCAACCAGACUAAUUCCUGGGGUCACCAGCGCGGGUACCGAAUCCAGAUCCACAGCCCUCUUGGCAUACACAUGCCCCUGGACAGCGACAUGGAGAGGGCCCUCAGCUGGGGGAGAUACCAGCUUGUGGUGACCCGGAGGAAGGAGGAGGAGUCACAGAGCAGCAGCAUCUAUUACCAGAAUGACAUCUGGACACCCACUACAGCCUUUGCUGACUUCAUCAACAAUGAGACCCUGUUAGGAGAGGACCUGGUGGCUUGGGUUACAGCCAGCUUCCUGCACAUCCCUCACGCUGAGGAUGUCCCCAACACAGUGACUCUGGGGAACAGAGUUGGCUUCUUGCUCCGACCCUAUAACUUCUUUGAUGAGGACCCCUCCGUCUUCUCCCCUGGCAGCGUCUACUUUGAGAAGGGCCAGGAUGCUGGGCUCUGCAGUGUCAAUCAUGUGGCCUGCAUCCCCCACCUGGCGGCCUGUGUCCCGGACCUGCCGCCUUUCUCUUACCAAGACUUGUAGCCCUGAGUGUGUGGUGGGACAUGGGCAGGGCGGAGAGGGGGUGCCAAGACAUGUACGUUCCUCUCUCUGUUCCCACUUCCUGCUCCCCUGACACUCGACGCUUGGGAAACCGCCUCCUACCAUGUAAACCCCCAUAUAUCCUUUGGUUAAUUCUUAUUUCCAGUUCAUUUUUUAAAAAUGAUGAAUUUAUACAAAUGAUGUUGAUAUUAAGAAAGCUAAAACAGCACAAGUCCUACCACUCCGAAACAGCAUUCACAUUUGGUGAACGUUAUACCCGACAUUUCAUUAAUGCAUGUGCAUUGAAGUGGAAGAAUAGAGAGAAUUUUGUAAGAACUGAUGGUGUGUGUAAUUUAUAAUAAAAAGUAUUACAAGACUUUUA